UGAUUAGUUCAAGAUUCGUUCACGACUCGUUCAUUUUACUGUUCGAGAGUCAAAGAUUUGAAUCAAUAAAUAGAAUCGGUCUUCCCAUCACUAGUCUAACGAGAUUUCAGGUUAUUUACGUCCGCUCAUAUUCAAGAUGGCGCCUGUGUCGCAAUAACGGCAUUAGUGCAUGGGCGCGCCCACGAGAGAACGAAACCGAGGGGGGCGGUGUCUUGAUUGUCUGCAGACAGGAGAUCUCCAUCCUCUACUUGCUAAUGUGCUGGUAACCUCCAGAACAGACACAGAGAUAAAGGCAGGAACAGAAGGUCGUUUGCCAUCUGCAGUCAUGUCAGUGUCCCCAGCCCUCACUGACCUCUCUCACCUCUAUCAGACAGAAUUUGUCCGCAGUGCUAGAGCAAUCGGUGUUCUCUGGGCUAUCUGUACACUCUGCCUCGCCAUCAUCGAGGUGGUCAUUCUGGUGCAGCCAUCCUGGAUUGGUACUGCAGACACGGGAAGGUACCACCCAGCGGCACCCAGUGGCACCCUGGGACUGUUUGAGGUGUGCAUUGAGUCAGAUUGGCCGGUCCUGGACUGUCGAGGUGGACUGUCCUCUUUGUCUCCACUCCCCUCGUUCCAGUCGGUGGCAGUGUUGGUGGGCGUGUCCUUGUGGACAGUUUGGACCAGUCUCCUCUGUCUGUGUCUUUUUAGAUUUUGCAGUGCGGCUACAGUCUACAAAAUCUGCGCGUGGCUUCAGUUGACUGCAGGUUUCUGUCUUGCAUUGGCUUGUCUCCUGUUUCCAGACUCAUGGGACAGUCCAGAAAUGAGGUCCUUGUGUGGCCAUACAGUGAGUAGCUUCUCCUCUGGGACCUGUUCGGUUCACUGGGCCUACAUACUUGCCAUCCUGGGUGUCCUAGAUGCCGGCAUCUUAGCCACGUUAGCAUUUGUCCUGGCUAACAGACAGGAUGCGCUGCUGCCACCGGAAACCAAGGACAGCAAUGAUAGAAGUAACCACCAGCCUGCUGAUGUCUGCAUAAUGUCAGCAUGAUGUCAUCAGGAAGAUCUCCAUGUUUCCCCCUAAUUGCUGUGAAAACACUUAACCUUGCAAUGCACGGAACGGAGAAAAUGUCAUGGAUGAUGAGAAGUCGGUCGUCAAGAUGUCAGGACUUAUACCCUGCCUUCUAACGUGGUUUUUUUUUUUUUCCUUAAAGUGAGGAAAGGUCUAUUGAUGCUAAGCUAACAAAAUACAGAUAAUGUUGGUGUUAUUCAGACUCAGCAGCUGCUUUAUGUUGUCGUUUUGAAGUCACCGCUUAUGAUAAUGAUCUAAGUGUGCAUUUGCGUUUCUGUAUUAUUGAAUGCCAGAAGAAGCUUUUUAUUUGUCCUUAUGUCCUUCCGUUAUUCUCAGAUAAACAUUUUCAACAGGACACUGUCUCCAAACCAAGUCCAUUAAUAAAAUGGAGCUGAUGG
Messenger RNA from Cynoglossus semilaevis (tongue sole), 1443 nucleotides. RefSeq names its product LHFPL tetraspan subfamily member 4b (gene lhfpl4b). The transcript has 7 exons. Gene Ontology annotation, biological process: sensory perception of sound. Bases 170 to 1024 code for a protein of 284 amino acids. Gene Ontology annotation, cellular component: plasma membrane. Lineage: Eukaryota; Metazoa; Chordata; Actinopteri; Pleuronectiformes; Cynoglossidae. The record is from RefSeq and is a predicted model, not a curated record.